AUGAGUGCACCAGCAAUCAAGAAGGUCAGCAGAGCAGCAGCAAAAUCAACAGCUACUACCGAGCAAGUAAAAUCCACUGAAAACGAAGAAAUUGAAUUAAAAAUUACCAAAAUUUCAGCCGUAUAUCAAGAAAUUAACUCACGUGUUACCGAUAACUGUGGUAUUUGCAAGACUCCUCUUGGAGAACCAUGCAACAAUUGUGCUAUUCAAGGAACAACAGAGUGUCCAGUAGAAGAAGGCAUAUGCGGACAUGCAUUUCAUAAGCAUUGUCUUACCCAAUGGCUUAAUACUAGUAGACUUUGUCCUACAUGCGGCAGAAAUUGGGAAUCUCGCUAA
Trichomonas vaginalis G3 is the source of this 336-nucleotide messenger RNA. Its product is annotated as NEDD8 transferase protein. NCBI's taxonomy places the organism in Eukaryota, Parabasalia, Trichomonadida, Trichomonadidae. The transcript has a single exon. Gene Ontology annotation, molecular function: ubiquitin protein ligase activity; zinc ion binding; cullin family protein binding. The record is from RefSeq and is a predicted model, not a curated record. Gene Ontology annotation, biological process: ubiquitin-dependent protein catabolic process; protein ubiquitination. Gene Ontology annotation, cellular component: nucleus; cullin-RING ubiquitin ligase complex. The coding region runs from base 1 to 336 and encodes 111 amino acids.